Molecule: messenger RNA, 7050 nt
Organism: Tachysurus vachellii
Lineage: Eukaryota; Metazoa; Chordata; Actinopteri; Siluriformes; Bagridae
Gene: slc7a14a
Product: solute carrier family 7 member 14a
Exons: 8
Coding region: 481-2766 (761 amino acids)
Biological process (GO): amino acid transport; transmembrane transport
Cellular component (GO): plasma membrane
Molecular function (GO): amino acid transmembrane transporter activity
Source: RefSeq, a predicted model, not a curated record
UGCAGCAUCGCUCUGCGCUAUAGCACAACAACGCGCGAGACCGUGCUCACCUUCACGUGUGUCUUUUUUUUACAAAAUACACGUUUAUCAUUUAUUAUUUCUUUAUUCCGUGAUGCGUAACCGGAAAUGUUCCAAACCGGAGCUCCACCUGCGCACAGAUGCUCUCUCUCUCUCUCUCUCUCUCGCGCUCUCUCUCUCUCUCUCUCUCUCUCUCUCUCUCUCUCUCUCUCUCUCGCGCUCUCUCUCUCUCUCUCUCUCUCUCUCUCUCUCUCUCUCUCUCUCUCUCUCUCUCUCUCUCUCUCUGUCUGAACUGCAUUAGAGAGCACCAACACCCACAGAGUAGCACUGUCCCCAUCCCUCCAUCCUCUUGUACCGUGUCUCUCAGUACCAUGCUGCUCUGCUGAGAUUCUCUCCCUCUCUCUCUCUCUCUCUCUCUCUCUCUCUCUCUCUCUCUCUCACUUUCUCUCUUUCUCCUCCAAAAUGAGCCGUUUUCUGUCUAAGUUGGACCCCAGGCGAAUCCAGUGGGGAGCAUUCAGCUCUCGUGUCCUCCGCACCAAGCCGGUGGAGUCCAUGUUGGAAAGUGAGAGUAGCACUAAAUUGGCACGUGUCCUGACGACCUUUGACCUCGUCUCCCUUGGUGUUGGCAGCUGUGUCGGCACGGGAAUGUAUGUUGUAUCCGGGCUUGUUGCUAAGGAAAUGGCUGGCCCAGGGGUCAUCGUGUCCUUUAUCAUUGCUGCCGUGGCCUCCAUCCUGUCAGGUGUGUGUUAUGCAGAGUUUGGGGUGCGUGUGCCAAAGACCACGGGUUCUGCAUACACCUACAGCUACGUAACGGUGGGCGAGUGUGUGGCCUUCUUCAUCGGCUGGAACCUGAUCCUGGAGUAUCUGAUCGGCACGGCGGCCGGAGCGAGCGCUCUCAGCAGCAUGUUCGACUCGCUCGCUAACCACAGCAUCAGCUCCUUCAUGAUCAGUCAUGUGGGAACACUCAAUGGCCUCGGUAAAGGUGAGGAGUCGUACCCCGACAUCUUGGCCCUCUUCAUUGGCGUCCUUGUCACGGCCAUCGUGGCUUUGGGAGUGAAGAACUCUGUUGGCUUCAACAACGUACUGAACAUCAUCAACCUGCUCGUCUGGGUCUUCAUGAUGAUUGCUGGGUUUUUCUUUGUCGACAGCUCCAACUGGGAUGGAGGACGUUUCCUGCCAUUCGGCUGGUCAGGGGUGAUGCAGGGUGCAGCAACGUGUUUCUACGCCUUUAUUGGCUUCGACAUCAUCGCUACAACAGGAGAGGAGGCCAAGAGUCCUAACACCUCCAUCCCCUACGCCAUUACAGCAUCACUCAUCACCUGUCUCACUGCCUACGUGUCUGUGAGUGUGAUCCUCACCCUGAUGGUGCCCUACACCCUGAUCGAUGCCGACGCUCCCCUGAUGGAGAUGUUCUCUCAGCACGGCUUUUAUUCUGCCAAGUAUGUGGUGGCUCUCGGCUCCAUCGCUGGACUCACCGUCAGUCUCCUUGGCUCGCUCUUCCCCAUGCCACGAGUCAUCUACGCCAUGGCCGGGGACGGCCUGCUCUUCAGGUUCCUGGCUAACGUGAGUUCAUAUACGGAGACACCGGCGGUGGCGUGUGUGGUGUCUGGGUUCCUUGCCGCCCUUCUCGCGCUGUUAGUGAGUCUGCGUGAUCUGAUUGAGAUGAUGUCCAUCGGCACGCUGUUGGCUUACACGCUUGUCUCCGUGUGUGUGCUGCUGCUACGUUACCAGCCUGAAAGCGACAUCCACGGCUUUGUCAACUUCCUUUCUGAACAGGAAGUGGCCAGGAAGAGGGAGAAUGAGGAGAAGGAGGAAUAUGAAGAAGGUGAUGAGUACACUGUCGAUGACGGUGGUGGUUGCAUCUCAACAAACACCUGUGGCGCUAAGAAUCUCCCUUCGCUAGGUGACAAUGAGAUGCUAAUUGGCAAAUCAGACAAAACCAUGUCUAGCUAUGCGGCUAAUCAUCCAAACUAUGGCACUGUGAACAAAUCGAGCGGGAUCGAGUCUGAUGAGAUGGAAAAUGCCUACGUGCAGAAGUUAAAGCGGCUGAUGGGGCCUCGUUAUUACACUCUGCGGAUCCGCUUGGGGCUUCCAGGAAAAAUGGACCGUCCCACAGAGUCCACCGGCCGGACAGUGACUCGCUGUGUUCUCCUGCUCUUCGUCCUCGUCUUCGCCUUCUGCUCCCUGAUCACGUUCGGCGCAGGUUUCAUCGCUGAGGGACAGUGGUGGGCUGUAACUCUGCUCGUACUGCUCGUGGUCUUCAUCUCUCUCCUCGUCUUCAUUAUCGUGCAGCAGCCGGAGAACCCGAAGCGUCUGCCUUACAUGGCGCCCUGUGUUCCAUUUGUCCCUGUCUCAGCCAUGCUGGUCAACAUUUAUCUCAUGCUCAAACUGUCGGGCAUCACCUGGAUCCGCUUUGCAGUCUGGUGCUUUAUUGGUGUGUUAAUUUAUUUUGGAUAUGGAAUGUGGAACAGCACGUUGGAGAUCACGGCUCUGGAGGAGGAAGUUCACGCCAGCACGUACCAGCGAUACGACAUGGGUGUUGACGACAACGUUGCUAUAGACGAUGACCUUUGCCCUCCGGGAGACUGGAAACCCCAAAGCAGGACCGAGAACCAGCCCCGAAGCUCAGAUGAGGUUUCAGAUCCUAAAAAAUCCUCAUCAUCCCGCAGCAGAGCUAAAAACAAGAACAUGGAACCCAGCUUCGAGGCUCUGGUGGUGGACGAUGACUUGGACGACCUGCUGGAGUGAAGACAGAAUUAAAAUCGUGGGUCCACGGUAACACAAACUCUUGGGCUAGAUGGUUCAAUCUGUACUCCAAAGGUUUAUUGCGCUAACUGACCUAUUUAUCUGUUUUUAAUUGGUAUUUUAACCCUUGACCCCUGAAUGGAUGCUAGAUAACGACUCCUCAUUCUAUAGGCCUCCUGCAUACAUUAGCACUUUGCUUCUUCUCACACACUCCAAAGACGGACGCUAAUUUCUCCUUUUUGGGAAUUGUAUUUUUUUAAGUUUAAUGUGUUGAGCUGCAGUAACUAGUGCACUGUUUCUCAGCCAUUAGCUGGGUCAUGAUCAAUGUUACAGCUUCUUCUGAGGAAAACAAACAGACCAAACUGUACGUUGGGUGAGAAGGUUUCAUCAGUGGAGCAUGGAGCUAAAACAGCAUUCAGCUAAAACAUUUCUGAUAUGUAAAACUGGCAGGAAUUCAAUAAGCUAGAGUCCAGUGAUGAUCCUCCAGAUGAACUUCAGAUGAGGACAAAUGAAACAGGAAGAGGAAGCCUAAAGAAACGGCCAAUCACCUGUCAGAUCUGUAACUCCAGGUGUGCUUUUUGUUUCCAAAUGAAGAUGAGAAAACAGCUCUUUGUUUCAUUCUUAUUUCUCUUUUUCCAUAAAAAUAAUUUUAGCUCUUUAACAUUUUAGAUGUUUCACUCGAGGGGCACGGUGGCUUAGUGGUUAGCACGUUGGCCUCACACCUCCAGGGUUGGGGGUUCGAUUCCCGCCUCCGCUUUGUUUGUGUGGAGUUUGCAUGUUCUCCCCGUGCCUCGGGGGUUUCCUCCGGGUACUCCGGUUUCCUCCCCGGUCCAAAGACAUGCAUGGUAGGUUGAUUGGCAUCUCUGGAAAAUUGUCCGUAGUGUGUGAGUGAAUGAGAGUGUGUGUGUGUGUGCCCUGUGAUGGGUUGGCACUCCGUCCAGGGUGUAUCCUGCCUUGAUGCCCGAUGACGCCUGAGAUAGGCACAGGCUCCCCGUGACCCGAGGUAGUUCGGAUAAGCGGUAGAAGAUGAAUGAAUGAAUUUUGGUGAAUGUCAAAAAAAAGUAAAAGCUGUUUUAUUUUUUCAUCUUGGAACAAAAAGCAGCAUGUCCUGAUAAGAGAACACCAACACACACAGCUGAUCCUCACUUCCUGCUGAAGCAUAGAGCCAUGAAUCAGUUACUACAGCUUUAGGUCCAUGGUGUAAAACCCAUGUCCAUGGUGGGAGUCAUGAGGAGCUGAAACGUCUGAUCUAAACAGGUUACCAGGUUCCAGGGAAUUCCUGCUUUCUUUUCUUCCAGUUUAUCUUCAUUUAUACUUGAAUCUCAGAGGGAUGUGGAGACACGGUUUUGUUUUGUUUAAACCUCUUAUUAGAAUCUUCUUUGUGUCUAACAUCUAGCCCAAGAGGUGGCGCUCUACACAGCCACAGUCUGCUUGCGAUUAGUGCCUUCGUUUGUCACAGUGACUGCUCGUUGCUCGUACUUAAUUUCGUACGCCUCUGUCUGUGUGUUGAUUUCUGUACGAGGAAGUUUCACGUCUCGAUUCUUUCUGGGUGUUGGAUCGUUUGUGCUUGUUAGCCUGCCAUGUUCCACCGCGUCCUCACCAGCCGUGUGCGCUAGCAUGAAGCUCAACCCCAAACCCCUUCCCCGAUCUCACGCCGCAUUCGCACACAUCCAACCAAUCAAGUUUGUAGGAAACUCCGCCCCCAUUCAGACAUUCAUGCCUUUCAUUCAUCUGUUUUAGCGAAUGCUCAGGUGUGAGAUCACGCUGGUUUGGUUUAUGUCUUUCUGCUGAUCAACACUUUCUUUUAAGAAAGAGAAGCAUGAAAGAAAAACACUCCACUUUACACGUGUAGUCGAUCAGUGAGGAAAUGAUGGGUUUAAAGUUGUUUUUUUUACUUGAGCUGUGAAGUGAACGAGUUCCUCACACACCACCCUAAAGUCUCUCCAAACUCAUUCCACUGUAAGAAACCUUACAUCCUUCAGUUGAAAACACACACACUGUCAACAAAAACCCUGCAGAUACGAGUGAGUACGGAGCUGAAAUAUUAAUGUACACAAUUCUGUAUUCAGUUCCACGGAGGCGUGGCUUCUGGAGAGGACCACACGGUAUGCAGUUACGUGUACAUGUACAGAGCUUUAUUUCAGGUCUUGGCCAGUAUGUGUGUAUUUGUGUGUGUGUGUGUGUAGGUUCUUGUCCAGUGCAUUUGUGUAUAGCAUGUGGAGUUUGGACAUAAAACUUGCAUCACUGAAAAAUUUGCAUGUGUGAAAAAAACAAAAAGAGACAUUGAGACAUUUCGUCUCUCUGGCUGUGUUUUAAUCCUGUUUUAAAUGCACCCUUGCUGCCUUUCCUUUGGUCCUCAAGUCCUGUCUACUGUUUAAAGGUCGUUCUGUUAGCGUAUGAGGUUCAGAUCAGAUCAGAUGGUUUUAUUAAAUCUUCUACUAGUCAUCCUGCAGGUGAUUAUUUUCCUCCACAACAAUCUUCCAAUUCAUUUUUUCUUUACUAAAGAAUUCCGUGUACAUUUGAUCUGUUUAUAGUUACAUUAGCAGCUUAAAGGAACUGUGAGGAAACGCUCGACAAACCCUGUCAAGACGACAUAUCUGUACGCUUCAGAGUUAGCAUGUUAGCAUGCAGGACGUGCACACUCCAGUGUAGUAGACAUGAACACUUUGGAGUGAAUGAGGUCAUGUUGAACAUGGUUUGGGACACAGAGCGUGACGCAGCACUUCCUUCUGUUUACAAAGCCAAAGUCUGCCGACCGCCAUUUUACUUCACAGCCUGAAAUUAAAUGGCGUCUGACGUCAAGAGCGCAACAAAAAAAAGAAUUGAAGGCACAAAAGAGGAAUUUAAGACAUUUUUUAUGUUUCAUAAAAAGGAGCCGUAUAUUGUGCUCUGGCUGAGAGCAGUAUAGUGUGCUGUGAUUAGCUGAGAGCAGUAUAGUGUGCUCUGAUUGGCUGAGAGCCGUAUAGUUUGCUGUGAUUAGCUGAGAGCCGUAUAGUGUGCUCUGAUUAGCUGAGAGCCGUAUAGUGUGCUCUGAUUGGCUAAGAGCCGUAUAGUGUGCUCUGAUUGGCUGAGAGCAAUAUAGUGUGCUCUGAUUGGCUGAGAACAGUAUAGUGUGCUCUGAUUGGCUGAGAGCAGUAUAGUGUGCUCUGAUUGGCUAAGAGCAGUAAAUAAUUAAAUAAAGUUAAGUUAAUAAGUUAACUCAUAUAUACUAAAUUAAUUCAUUGAUUUAAAACCAUAUUUGCAUGUUUGCAUAUGAUUCUGGGCUUCAAAUCAGACUCAAUCUUGUAGCGCACUCACUUUGUAUUAGGAUUGUUUUGAUUGUUUGGACUAAAACUCGCUCAACAUUUUUAGAAAUACAUUUUGGAAUUUUCUACAACUCACCGUGUUAUAAACAAACACUAGAACACAAUACUAACUUGUCAUCGCUAUGGAAACAGCCUGGCAGGAUGAACAGUACGGGGUGAUGAAAGCAUCAGAUUGGUGUUUGAUAACUGAUAAAAAUCAAAGCGCCUCUGCUCCAGGAGUGCACUCGGACAUUUGGAAACGCAGGUGUCUAUUUUAAAGAGCUCUUUUAGUUAUUUGAAAGCGUUCGUGUUGAUGGAGGUGGAUGGAGACUCCAGCACUAACACGGUGUUUCCACUGGAACAGAAUAUUUUAAUACAGAUCCUGAAGAUAUCGCCAGAUAUUUUAAUCCUCUCUGUGCAUUGUUGUGUUUGUGUGCAGAGUGUGUGUCAGGUGUGUGUGUGUGUGUGUGUUGUUCAGUGAGAUCAGCUUCCCGAUGUGAACUUGUUCUUUCUGUGCAUUAUGAAUGUUAUUAUUGUAUGAUUUUAAAUGAUACAAAAGAAGAAAAAAAAGACUAAAUAUAUAUCUAUAUAUCAAUAUAAAUAUAUAUCUCAUUUCCGUUUUUUUUUUCACCAUUUGUGGUCCUGCUGCCACGUCACACUGUGUGAUGCUGUUGUCAUGGCAACAAUGAAAGCUGUUUAUUGCAGACCUGAUGAAGCGUGGCUUUUGAUUUGUCUGCUUUUGUUGAAAUAAACACUGAUGUGAGUUCAGUCGUGAUCUGAAACACUACACUAGCGGGUUAGCGACAAUCCUAAUGCACUAACACAACUGUUUACAGUCCAGCAGCAUGUAAUAUCUGUUAGUGAAGUCAAGAGUUAUGGUGGGAUUUGGCUUAGGGACUCAUCCUAAGCAUUAUGUAAAGAUGAACGUUUAACAAGGUCAUAUUUAUUAAGAUUGAUUUAAUUUAAUUAAAACUUAUCUGAUUUUGCUAAUUAGCAUUUAGCA